AGAGACUGGACUGGAAAAGGUCGCUACGAAUUCUUCGUGCGGUAGAAAGUCUCCGGAGGCGUGGCGCCCAGACCACGCCUCCGGUUCUGAUUGGCUCCUUCGAAACAGGCGGCCGCGCUGGGCGACGAACUGCGGCGGCGGCGGCGGUUGGUUGCAGGCUUGCUGGCACGCACAGAUUGAGCCCGAGUCGCCCGGAGAAGUGAUCUCGCUCCCGGGCUGGUGAGUGACUUCCCUCUUGGAUUUCUCUUUUCCUCCCUAACUUUCCGUUGCCUGUCCUGCGGCAUCUUUGCUGCGCCUCAGCACGGACUCCCCACCCCCACCUCCCCAGUCUAUAGCGUCCCGGUGGAGUUCAGGUGGGCUACAGAGCUGCAGGAUUCCCUAGAACUCUGCGAUUGGCUGACUGAGGGAGCCGCCUGCUAUGAUUGGCUCUUGGGGCUGUCACGGUGACGUUCAGCUCACCUUCCGACACCUGCCCGCUCUGGUUCCGAGAAGUUAGCACCGUUGUGCCCGUAUAGAUGGUUUACGCUGGAGCAGGAGUUGAACCCAGAUGAAUCCCGUGCUUUGUACUACCAUAGUGCUGUUUUGAUGAUUCCAAGAGCAGAGCUUUGGAGCCAACGCUGCCGCCUCUUUUGGGUUUUGACGGAUUAUCACGGGGAGGUACAUAGAAGUUUCAUCUCAGUGUAGAUGACCAUGCAGCCUGCAAUCCAAGUGUGGUUUGGGGAAGAUCUGCCUCUAAGUCCCAGGUGUCCCCUGACUCCCAGACAUGGCCCGGGACUGGCUGACGUUUGCCAGUAUGACGAGUGGAUAGCCGUGAGACAUGAAGCCACCCUGCUGCCUAUGCAGGAAGAUCUCUCUAUUUGGUUAUCUGGCUUACUAGGUGUUGACAUCAAGGCAGAAAGAUUAUUGGAAGAGCUCGAUAAUGGAGUGCUGUUGUGUCAGCUAAUCAAUGUUCUUCAGAACAUGGUGAAAGGCUGCCACUCUGACGAGCCAGGGAACUUUCCAAUGAGAAAGGUGCCUUGUAAGAAAGAUGCUGCUUCGGGCUCAUUCUUUGCCAGAGACAACACCGCCAACUUUCUUCACUGGUGCCGACACAUCGGUGUUGACGAGACUUACCUCUUUGAGUCGGAAGGUUUAGUUUUACAUAAAGAUCCCAGACAGGUGUACCUUUGUCUUCUUGAGAUUGGUCGGAUUGUGUCAAGAUACGGAGUUGAGCCACCAGUAUUAGUAAAACUUGAGAAAGAAAUUGAGUUGGAAGAGACCUUGCUUAAUGCCUCGGGGCUUGAAGAGUCCAUCAGCAUCCCCAAAUCCUGCUGUCAGCAAGAAGAACUACAUGAAGCUGUUAAACACAUUGCGGAGGACCCUCCUUGUAGCUGCUCUCAUCGGUUUUCUAUUGAAUACUUAUCCGAAGGGCGGUACCGGCUAGGGGAGAAAAUUCUCUUUAUAAGGAUGCUUCAUGGAAAACACGUUAUGGUCCGCGUCGGUGGAGGCUGGGAUACUCUACAGGGAUUUUUGCUGAAGUAUGACCCCUGUCGAAUACUGCAGUUUGCUACACUAGAACAAAAAAUUUUAGCAUUUCAAAAAGGAGUUUCUAAUGAAAGCGUGCCAGAUUCGCCUGCCAGAACGCCUCAGCCUCCAGAAAUGAACCCUUUGUCAGCAGUUAAUAUGUUUCAGAAACAAAAUUUAAGACCUGGCACACCAGUGAGUGUUCCGAAGAACAAGGAGAAACAGGUACGUCUACCAGGUGCACGUCUGCCUGCAUCGUCAGUAAAAGGUAAUUUGGCUUCCCCGUCUACCCGGGCUAAACGGCCAGAUUCUCCAGCAUCAUUUCCACAUCCCAAGGUGACAUCUUUGAAGGACGCAGCAAAAAAGACGACUGCUCCUUCCAACAGUGUAUCGCAGUCCCUGGCUUCUCCAAAUCCAGGGUCUAAACCAAGCACUGCACAGUGUGCCUCAGAGUCAUCGCGAAAAUGUGUCACCUUCCCCAAGACUGCACAGACCAAGGCUAUUCCAGCCCAGAAUUCAAGAGAUCUGUCUAAGUCCAGACUUUUACCAAGUAAAUCUCCUGGAAAAAUGGAACCAAAGCAUUUGAAACACAAUCAUCUUUCUUCUAGGGAUGAGUCACGUAUAAACUUAUCAUCCAAGUCCCCAAAGCUACCUAAAGGAGCCAUGCACGGAAGGCCUAACCCUUCUCCUUUCCAGCCACCUGCCAAAGUGACCAAGCCCAGUUCUAAAACCGGAGCCAUAGGUCUAGGGACACAGUCUCAGCCACCCACUAGAACGCCGAGGUCAGGAGCAGUCUCAGCACAAAGACUUCAGUCUACAUUGAAUUUAAACAGUCCAGCUUCUGUGUGCUCAGGGUCCUCUGCAAAAGCUACUCAGGGAUCGAAAGGUAAGAAUACAGUUUCAGUUGCCAAAAAGCAACCUCAGAGUAAGGGUGUCUGCCGGAAUCCGGGACCUGGCUCUUCAAAGUCUCCUGGCCGUACCCCGCUGUCUAUUGUGACUGUUCCCCAAUCUGCUACCAAGACAGAAACUGUCUCGAAGUCAGCCAAGACUGCCAUGAAGGGCCAGUACUCAGCUAAAGGGCCUCCCAAAAGCAGCAAGCCACCAACUUCCUUCAGGGACCCACCCUCAUCUGGUAAGGGGGCAGACAGCGGAGAUAAAAUGCCCACUGCCAGGAAGAAGGAAGAAGAUGACCAUUAUUUUGUUAUGACCGGAAAUAAGAAGCUUAGGAAAUAAAUACACUUGUAUCGUUUCAGCAAAUCAGGGUGAUCAAUGAAUGGCGAGCCACAAGGAUCACCAAAGAUCUUCCUAUUUGUGUCUGUCCGGAGAGCUGCAGACAUGAAGUCAAGAUGGGAUGAAGCUGGGUCAGGGAAAGGACCCAUGCAUUUUGUGUAUCAAUGGACAAAUGUGUGAGUUUUGACCUGUAUCAUCUUGCUAAUGAUGUCUGCUGUUUGAGGGAAGUGUAAAAGUCCAAGAACACUACUAGAAUUUUAACUAUUGGUGGUAUAUUUUUGAACACAGGUUAACUGUGGAGGUUAUCUGCUAAUAGCAACUCCGAUACUCUUAAACACUAGUUACUGUGCUCAGCCACAAAGCAAUGGUUUGCUUGGCGCUAGUGUGUGCCUGUAAUCCCAGCUCCGAAGGCUGAGGCAGGGGUACACAGUAGAAGCCAGCAAGGUUUUGAAAUGUGCUGUAAUAGGCACCUAAUUUAUUGGUCAGGAAUCCUGGUCCAGCAAUCCUAAGUACCAAUGGCUCCUGCUGUUUACUUUGAUAUUAUUCUGGAUUAAAUGGAAUUCUUACUAUUUAAAUCUCUAUAAUAUUUCCGUAUCAGAAGGGACUAUUUGGUUUUUUAAUUAAACUUGGCUUUUUAAUACUGUAUCAUUUUAUAACCAAUAUUUUUGAUAAAAAGAAAAAAAAACUCAACCAAGUAAGUUAACUUAUUGAAUCAUAAGCUGAAAUUUAGUAAGAAUUAAGUUUUUUAAAAAAAAAAAAUAUAUAUAUAUAUAAUCUAGACACUUUGUAUCUUAUAUUUUUAGAUGAAGUCUGUGCAGUGUGACAGGGAAACAUUUAAUAGCUUUUAGCAUACUAAGAUAUUUUAAAUAGACAUUUCCUAUAUGUACAUAUAAAUUUUUUCAUUAAAAUAAUGUGUUUUGAUACCAGAAUUAGGUUUUAAUGAUCUUAAAAUUAAAAGGGAUGGGGGGUGGCUCAAUGGAUAAGUCAUGUCUAGUACAGGCAUGGGGAUUGGAGUUUGUGUCCCCAUACCUACAUACAAAUCUGGGUGGGCUUGAUGGUCUGCCUGUAGUCCCAGCACUCAGGAGGAAGAGACAGGAUUUCCUGGGACAAGCUGGCUGGCGAGAGGAGCCGAUGGAUGAGAGGCAGCUCUUUUGAGAGACCACCCCUACCUUAGUAAAAAAGGAAGAUUCCCAAAGUCAAUGUCUGUUCUCUCUAUGUACAGACUCAUACAUAUAUCCUGUUCACAUAUGCACACACACACACACACACACACACACACGCACACACACCUAUGAAUGCAUAUAUACACACAGACUCACAUACAUGCAUGCACACCACAUAUAUUGACGCGUACAAAAGAUUAAGAUGGUAUUAAGAGAACCUUUGUGUGAUGCUAUGCACACAUCUCAUCAGGUGACUUGUAUUUCUUUUGCUAGCACACUGUCGAUUUUAAUUAGUCUCCAGAUUAUGUUCAUCUUCAUUAGUAAGGCCAUGUUGUGCUCAGUUUUCCAGUGCCCAGCAGACAGUGUACCUUCUGUUCUGUAGGCAGAUUCUCGUCAGGAAUAUCCAAUGAUUUCAUGACAGCAUAAACACCUUCCACCCACAGGGAUACUUGUAAAUGAUUUAUGUACAGGCUUGUCACUAUUUAAAGUUUAUUAAUGUACUUUGGGAACUUUUAAGGGUGUUAAGUAACUAUGGUAUUACCAGUUAUCCUAAGUUGUAGGAAGGAAAAGCAGGUCUAAGAGGUACACGCUUGUAAUUCCAUUACUUGGAAAGUGGAGGCAGGAGGAUCAGAAAUUCAAGGUCAUGUUCAGCUAUGCACUAGAGACACGCCUCAAAAAAAAUUGUCACUUUGACUCCUCUUUUAUAACUCAGAUGCCCUCCCUUUAAAAUCUGCUUUCCAUCCUCCUCCUCUUCCUUUCUUUUCUUUGUGAGACUGAGGAUCUAUGGUGUCUUACAUUGAUAGAUAAGCAUUGCGACUGAGCUUCCUCCUCGGCCCCUUCAAAUACGGUUUCUAACACAAACAAAAUAGUUGACCCAGACCUGCCAUCAUUGAAUGAGUGAGCAUCGUGGCUGGCUGCUGGCAUUCUCUAGACCUACAUACAGCAAGAGAACCUUGGGUAAAGACCACUGGAUCUUUACCCAAGCAGUAUGCAUAAAAUCAAAGAUCUACUCAGGAUCCCUUACAACAGAAAACCACCAAAAACUUGCCAAACGUUCCGGUUCUGAGCAUCACUAAUGGCAAUAUGUACAUCUUUGAAAGCACCUCUUAGCACUCAAAAGAGAUGCCAGGGGCAUUUCUGUAAUCAGGAAUAUCUAACACACCUUUCAGAGAGGAAGGAUUGUAGCUUUAGAGAGGCUAUUCCCUCAUAGAGAGGGCCGCCGAAACUAUUUCUAGAUCAGUAACUUCUGAGAAUUAAAAGAAAAAUAUAAAUUACACUAUAGGCAGACUAAACCUAUGACUCAGUACAUUGUACAGUUUUAUAAACAUUAUCUUUUGUGCUGGGUAAUCAAGAAUAAAGAUAUUCUCAGACACCUGGCACAAAUUCCCGAAUUAACUUUAGGAUUAUUUAUUUAAGAUAAAGAUUGGGUUUUUUGUUUUUGUCUGCUGUUCAGUAGCAUUUCUCCAACUGUAGUCAUAUAGGGUGAAUUUCUUUGUGUGUGUACCUUGUCUUUCCUAAGCAUAGGUUGUAUGUGAAUAAGUAAUUCAGUUCCAUGGGAACUGAGAGAACACUCAGCAACUCAGAACACUUGGUAUUCUUGCAGAGAACCUGAGUUCUAUUUCCAGCACUCCCGGGGUGGCUCACAAGCAUCCAGAACUCUUGUUUCAGGGUAUCUGAUGCUCGCUUCUGGCCUCCAGAACACAGGCACCAGGCAUUCAUAUUGCACACAUACAGGCAAAACAUUCAUACAUGCAAUCAAUCAAUUAGUAAAUAUCUUUCCCUCCCAAAUUAAAAAAGUUAAAUUCUUUCUGAUGUAUUUUGGUAUUUUCUAAAGGAGCUGAUAAAUCUUUGCCACAAUUUAAAAAACAAGUAUAAUGCAGUUGUACUCACUUCUUUUUACUACUAGUGUGAAAUUACAUAAGGUCUUUUUGUGUUUAAUAUUUAAUAAACCAAAUAUUAAGCAUAAAAUGCUGAUGUACCUGGAAGACACAUGUGUGGUUUCUUAAAAAUAGAAUGUUUUUGUUUUGGAAUGCUUUGCUAAUGUGUAAUUAUAUAAAGCUGAACAGGGACGGGAAGGGAUUUUUUUUUUUUUUUUUUUUUUAAGAUUUAUUUAUUAUUUUAUGUAAGUACACUGUAGCUGUCUUCAGACACACCAGAAGAGGGAGUCAGAUCUUGUUACGGAUGGUUGUGAGCCACCAUGUGGUUGCUGGGAUUUGAACUCUGGACCUUCGGAAGAGCAGUCGGGUGCUCUUACCCACUGAGCCAUCUCACCAGCCCAUGAAGGGAUUCUUUUUACACUCUGCUUCUGGGGAGGUGUUUGAAGAGAGCACCUUCCCAAUGUAUGGACUUUUAGUGCCCUUGGCCUGUCAUCUCCACAAAGUCUCAUCACGCAGAUGCAGCUUGCCUGGCAUUCUCUAGGUAGCCCAGGCUGGCCUUGAGCUCAUAGCAAUCCUCCUGCCUCAGUCUCCUGAGUACUGGGUUUGCAGGUUUCGGGUACCACAUCAGCUUGAUUUCAUAAUGGAUAAAGGAAUAGUUUGGAGAAAAUAAUUUCUUCUGCAGUCUUUUUUAUUUCUGUCUAAUUUAAAAAUCUGUUACUUCCUUAAAAGGAGCUAAUAAAGGUUUUGAUGUAUUCUUACAUCCAAGUUUCAUGCCAUCUCUGUGUCAGUUUGGAUUUGUAUAUAUUCUGUUGUUUUUUAAUUGUUGUUGUUGUUUCAUGUCAGCAGUAUUUGUAUCCAACUUAACUUAUAUUUUCUCAAGUAUUAAAAUGUCAGCAUAAACCCACUCUGUUUGCUUUUUUAAUGUAUUUUAACUGUGUUUUGAUUAUUUGACCCAUGUUGGAAAUUGCAUAUAUGAAACUGAUAAAUUAAGAGUUUUAAAUAUUAUGUUAUUUUAAACAUUUUUUUAUUGUAUUGUUUCUCGAUAUUGUUUCAGAAAGACCAGACUCGUGGCUAAUUAUCUUUGAGAUAAUGGAAAUGAUCAGUUAUUAAAGUCAAAUUUUAUAGGACACACCAACACUGUGCUUACAGAAAGUCACUGAUAAUAGAAUUUCAAACUUCCUUUUCCCAUAGUCCUGUUUCAGGGUCACACUUUGAUACACCGUAAAUGUAUUUGAAAUCCUUUUUUUAAUGUUCUUUUAUGACCAGAGCAAUUAUUAAAAUGGAGUUAACCUACUAUGUAUUUCCUGGGCUGUUUCUAAGAAUAAAAUCCCAAAUGAAGUUUUA
Molecule: messenger RNA, 7117 nt
Organism: Mus musculus (house mouse)
Lineage: Eukaryota; Metazoa; Chordata; Mammalia; Rodentia; Muridae
Gene: Gas2l3
Product: growth arrest-specific 2 like 3
Exons: 11
Coding region: 685-2736 (683 amino acids)
Cellular component (GO): cytoskeleton; cytoplasm
Molecular function (GO): microtubule binding
Source: RefSeq, a predicted model, not a curated record